AACGACUGCAGAUUGCUUGAAACCGUCCCUUCUUCACCUUCCCUCUGCCCACAAUCCCACAGUUUACUGUCCGCAAAGCCGCUCUACACCCAUGCGAUCCCAGACCUUGCACUUCGGUUUGCUUUUGUCUUCGACCCCACCCCAACAAACCUGCUCUGAAUCAACCCCUUUCCCUUAUCCCCCGAGUCUCUGAGCUACUCUCUUCUCAUACCAUCCUGGGUUCUGCCAUCCUUAGAGGCAGUCCAAGCUGCUCGGUCCCUCUUCGUUCCUCCCCUCCCCAGGCCGGCAGCCUCUUGGAUCAUGCCUGGAGCUAAGCUUGCUCAGAGUUCAGAGAAAGGGGACGUCUGCAUUACAGAAGCCCUUAUCAUUAAGCGGAACUUGACAUUCCCUGAAGAUGAGGAUCUGUCAGAAAGGAUGUUUCACACUCUUGCAGAACUGGAGACUGUCCGCCUGGACCGGGAGGGGAUUACUGCUAUUAGGAACUUAGAGGGCCUCCAGAAUCUUCACAGCCUCUACCUGCAAGUGAAUAAGAUCCAGCGAAUAGAGAACCUGACCUGCGUCCCCUCCCUGUGCUUCCUGUCUCUGGCAGGAAACCACAUCAGGCAGGUGGAAAACCUCCGUGACCUCCCGCACCUCCAGCUUCUAGACCUUUCUGAGAACCUGAUAGAAACGCUGAAGCUGGAUGAGUUCCCCCAGAGCCUUCUCAUCCUCAACCUGACUGGAAACAGCUGCACCAAGAAGGAGGGCUACAGGGAGCUGGUGACUCAAGCCCUGCCUCUGCUCCUGGACCUGGACGGGCAGCCUGUGCUGGAGCGCUGGACCUCGGACGAGGAGGACAAAGCUUUAGGCGAUGAGGAUGAGGAGUUCCCGGAGCUGAGCAGCCCAUUCUGCUCAGAGCAAGGUUUCCUCAAGGAGCUGGAGGAGGAGAUGAGCAGGCACAAGGAGCGCAGGCAGCAGGUGGCCCUGCUGGAGCACCUUCUGAGGAUGGAGACAGAGCCCGUCCUCACUGGCUUCCCCCCGAUGCCCGGGGAACCCAUGGCUGGGGACAGCAGCCUUCUUGCCACUCCCAGGCAAGGGAAGAAGACUCCCCCCGAGCCCACCUCCUCACCCCAGGCAUCUUCUGCCACCAAGAAAACUUGCACUGUGGUUUCCACGGGCCAGCAAAGCACUGGCCAGGCACGGAAGGAGACCAGAGCAGCCACAGGCCCCAAGGCCUCCCUGGCUGCGGCCCCUGGCACAGCCAAAACCACGACCAAGAGAAUCAAGAAAUGAAAUGCGGCCUGUCCCUGUCAGCAAAGCCCCAGGAACAAGACAGUGCAAAGAACAAGGAGCUGAGUGGGCUGCCCUGUGUUCUCACAGCCCUCACCUGGGGCUAGAGCCGUCCCCAAUAAAUUGUCUCUGGGCCUCAA
Messenger RNA from Choloepus didactylus (southern two-toed sloth), 1409 nucleotides. RefSeq names its product leucine rich repeat containing 46 (gene LRRC46). The transcript has 8 exons. The coding region runs from base 301 to 1272 and encodes 323 amino acids. Gene Ontology annotation, molecular function: protein binding. The record is from RefSeq and is a predicted model, not a curated record. NCBI's taxonomy places the organism in Eukaryota, Metazoa, Chordata, Mammalia, Pilosa, Megalonychidae.